Messenger RNA from Chlorella variabilis, 720 nucleotides. RefSeq lists its product as hypothetical. The transcript has 8 exons. The record is from RefSeq and is a predicted model, not a curated record. The coding region runs from base 1 to 720 and encodes 239 amino acids. Lineage: Eukaryota; Viridiplantae; Chlorophyta; Trebouxiophyceae; Chlorellales; Chlorellaceae.
AUGCACAGAUACAUGCACAUACCCCAUUGUAAAUUCCUCACAUCACUCUGGGGAACACGCGCAAUGAAGGUCGCAACAAUUGUAAUUAUGCUGGUGGCCGCCAGCCCCUCGGCGCUCGGCCGUAAGCUUCUGCAGGACGGGUGCGCCGAUUUCAGCGCCCUGGCUUCUGUGCCGGAGGUCAGCGACAUCGUCAGCAUCAUCAACGGCUUUGGCCUGCUGCCCGGCGGCAUCCCCUCCAACGUCACUGUCUUUCUGCCCAACAACGACGCGGUGGCGGCGCUGCUGGCGGGGGUGCCCUUCCCGGGCCUGACCGUGGAGAGCCUGCCCUCCCGGGCUGCCUCCCUGCCGGCCUCCCUGGGCGUCGUGGAGCGGCUCAUCUCCGCCCUGCUGUACCACAUUGUGCCGGGCGGCGCCUGGGAGCCCGAGGCGCUGGUGGCGGAGGGCACCCUGCCCACCGCACUGGAGGAGGUGCACCCCGGCUUCGGCCUGCAGUUUGCCGAGGUGGGCCCAGCCAACUACACGGUCACCACGGUGGCCGACGAGGUGGCCUCCACCUCAGACCCGGUGCUGGCCUGCGGCUCCGCGGUCUAUGUCAUCGACAAGGUCCUGGUCCCCGCCACCGGCCUGCUGGACCCUGCCUUCCCUCUGACCACGCUGGACGAGGCCCUGGCGGUGCUGGGUGGUGGCAGCCUGCCCGCCGCCCCCGCCCCCGCGCCCUGA